This is a messenger RNA of Triticum urartu, 3428 nucleotides long. The record is from RefSeq and is a predicted model, not a curated record. Lineage: Eukaryota; Viridiplantae; Streptophyta; Magnoliopsida; Poales; Poaceae.
UCUAGUCUCUAAAAAAAUAGAAACCCUCCCCUCCGCCCUCCACUAUCCGCGCCCCUACGCCGUUACCGCCAAGCCAUGGCCGCAACCCCGCCGCCGCCCGACGCCUUCGCCUUCUCUUCUGACGGAGAGCUCUUCGCAGCCGUCUCCGGUCGGCGAAUCCAGGUAUGGAGUACAAGAGAAGGACAAAAGAUAGCAGGAUGGACUGAUCCAAUAGCAGCCCAUGAUGAUUCAUACAGUUGCAUUGCCUGCAGCUCUGUUCAGAAGAAGCACAAAAAGGAUGGCGACCUUAUUGUUGUUGCUGUUGGCACUGCAAAUGGUGUAGUUUUAGCUCUUGAUUCUACUGGUGUUAUAUGGAAAAGUGCUUGUCACACUGGCAAGGUCAUUUCUCUUCACUUUUCGAAACAAGGGUGUGUUCUUAUUACUGCUAGCAGGGAUGGAGUUAUAUGUGAAUUGGAUACUUGGACUGGAAAAUCCAAAGACACAUUAAAAGCUUCGAAAAAGUCAAUUAAUUCUUUGACAGUUUCUCAUGGUAAGUGCAACCUUUGUCUCCAUGUGCUCUUACUUUAUGCAUACUUAACAAGAUAUCUUUAUAUUAAAGUUUCACGUGUUUGUUGUAUUCAUGAUAGGAUCUUCACUAAAAUGUUUGGGUUAUGUGUGAAGCAGUGUGAAUUACAUUAGGAAGGAUCUCAUCUGAUUUCCUUAAAUAUUUGUUCAUCAUCAUGUGGGCCUGUUAUGGACCUUGAUCCACAACAAUAUAUAUUGGGCAGAGGACUUGAAGACCAGGGACAUGGCAUUCACCCUCAACAAGGGUAGAGUGCUGGUCCCUGGUGUGGAAGCUCUAAGGCCUGUAAAAUUUUGUUUAUUUUAUUGCUCCUAUGUCGUCUCAACAUAGCCAGUCCCAAGCCCGGGUGAAGGAGGAGGGUUGUGAUAGGCUGACGACGCGCCAUAUCGGAACCCGGGUGUGCUGUCAAAUGGGCAAGGGCCGGGCCGUCACCCCCUUGUUGGCGUGCCGAAUCUUGAUCUGGAUAUGGUGACAAUUGAGCAAGGAUCAGGUCGUCACAUCCUUAGUGGUGCGCUACAUCGAUGCCCGGUGUAGUGAAAAAUGAGCAAGGGUCUUAGCAUUUGACUUGACGAGUGUGAAGGGCAAGGAAGCUAGCCCAGCCUAGGAGGACCCGCUCAGGUAGCUGGAAUGUAGAGUCCCUGACAGGUAAGCUAUGGGAGCUAGUUGAUACAGCAGUAAGGAGAGCUGCUGUUAUCCUUUGCGUCCAAGAAACCAAAUGGAGGGGACAGAAGGCGAAGGAGGUGGAGGAUACUGGCUUAAAGCUGUGGUACAUGGGGACAACUGUAAACAGAAAUGAAAUUGGUAUCUUGAUCAACAAGAGCCUCAAGUAUGGAGUGGUAGAGUCAAGAGGUGUGGGGACUGGGUUAUUCUGGUCAAGCUGGUAGUUGGGGACUUAGUUCCCAAUGUUAUUAGCGUGUAUGCCCCGCAAGUAGGCCACAAUGAGAACACCAAAAGGGAGUUCUGGGAAGGCCCCAAGGACAUGGUUAGGAGUGUACCUAUUGGCGAGAAGCUCUUCAUAGGAGGAGACCUCAAUGGCCACGUGGGUACAUCUAACACAGGUUUUGAAGGGGUGCAUGGGGGCUUUGGCUAUGGCAUCAGGAAUCAAGGAGGAGAUGCCUUUGAGCUUUGCUCUAGCCUACGACAUGAUUGUAGCUAACACCCUCUUUUAAAAAGAGAGAAUCGCAUCUAGUGACUUCUAGUAGUGGUCAACACUCUGGCCAGACUGAUUUCAUCCUCUCAAGAAAAGAAGACAGGCGUAAGCUUGUGGUGAUAUCUGGAGAGUGUUGUCCCUCAGCAUAAGCUUGAGGUGGCUGACUUCUGCUUUCGGAUUCGUGUCCAACGGGAUAAGGGCGCCAAAGUCUCUAGAACAAAGUGUUGGAAGCUCAAGGGGGAGGUAACUUAGGCUUUCAAGGAGAGGGUCAUUAAGGAGGGCCCUUGGGAGGAAGGAGGUGAUGCAGACAAUAUGUGGAUGAAGAUGGCGACUUGCAUUCAUAAGGUGGCUUCAGAGGAGUUUGGAGUGUAGAAGCGAAGCUAAAGAUACCUGGUUGUGGAAUGAUGAUGUCCAGAAGGCUACUAAGGAGAAGAAGGAUUGUUUCAGACGACUACACCUAGCUAGGAGUGCAGACAACAUAGAGAAGUACAAGGUGGCAAAGAAGGCCGCAAUGCGAGCUGUGAGGUGAAGCAAAGGGUCAGGCGUAUGAGGACCUCUACACACAAAGGAAGGCAAAAGGGACAUCUAUAAGAGGAAGACGAGGGAUGUCGACCAAGUCAAAUGCAUCAAGGAUGGAGCAGACCCACUCCUGGUGAAGGACGAGGAGAUUAAGCAUAGAUGGCGACAAGCUGUUCAAUGGAGAGAAUGAGAGCUCUACCAUUGAACUGGACGACUCCUUUGAUGGUACUAGCAGGUGUUUUGUGCAGCGAAUUCAGGAGUCUGAGGUCAGGGAGGCUUUAAAAAGGAUGAAAGAAGGCAAGGCGAUGGGCCCUGAUUGUAUCCCCAUUGAGGUGUAGAGAGGCCUCGAAGGCAUAGCAAUAAUAUGGCUAACUAAGCUUUUCAAACUCAUCUUUCGGGCUAACAAGAUGCCAUAGGAAUGGUGGCGGAGUAUAUUACUACCGAUCUUCAAGAACAAGGGGGGUGCUCAAAGUUGUACUAAUUACUGUUGAAUUAAGCUGAUGAGCCAUACAAUGAAGCUAUCGGAGAAAGUUAUUGAGCACAUUGAAGAAUGACACACACGACCAAAAAUCAGUUUGGUUUCAUGCCUGGGAGGUCAACCAUGGAAGCCAUCUUCUUGGUACAACAACUUAUGGAGAGAUAUAGGGAGCAAAGGAAGGACCUGCAUAUGGUGUUCAUUGACUUGGAGAAGGCCUACGAUAAGAUACUGCAGAAUGUUAUGUGGUGAGCCUUGGAGAAGCAUAAAGUCCCAACAAAGUACAUUACCCUCAUCAAGGCGAUAAUGUUGUGACAAGUGUUCGAACAAGUGAUGGCGACACCGACACUGAUGACUUCCUGAUUAAAAUAGGACCGCAUCAAGGGUCAGCUUUGAGCCCUUAUCUUUUUUCUUUGGUGAUGGAUGAGGUCACAAGGGAUAUACAAGGAGAUACCCCAUGGUGCUUGUCGUGGGAACGAUUCCGACAAUAAGAGGGGGGUAGGAUAAAGGAGCAUGAUCUAUCGAGAUGCAAAUGGGUGACACGGUGGUUUUAGCGAGUUCGGGCCUCUCACGGUGGAGAUAACAACCCUACGUCUCGUGCUCCAGAGAGGCUUUGUUUUAUCUGAGUAUGUAUCCGGAGAUUACAAUGUGUGUUUGAGAGAGAGAGAGAGGGGAGAGCGGAUCUCCAUGCCUGAGCUAUGUCCUGAGACUAAUGGUGAGAA